This is a messenger RNA of Pieris macdunnoughi, 1503 nucleotides long. NCBI's taxonomy places the organism in Eukaryota, Metazoa, Arthropoda, Insecta, Lepidoptera, Pieridae. The record is from the annotation of a GenBank genome assembly.
AUGUUUGGAAUUAUCGUGUGUGGUGUUACGGUUUCCUUAAUAUCAUGGAUAUACCUUCGUUGGAGAAAUGUUAGAGAGUAUUGGGCAAGGCGUGGUGUGCCUCACUCACCACCUCAUCCCCUGAUGGGCAGUCUUACAUUCUUGCAGCAAAAGAAUCCGGCCCUAUGGAUGAUUGAUAUAUAUAAACAAUUUAAGAAACCAUACGUAGGAAUAUGGUUAUUCUGGAGACCAGCUCUAAUAAUUAAUUCCCCAGAAAUAGGAAGAAAUAUACUCGUCAAGGACUUCGACAAUUUCAGGAACAGAUUCAUAAAACCGGGUUCUUUCGAUCCUUUUAAAAAUAGUUUGUUUACUGCAAAUGAUCCCAAGUGGUCAUCAAUACGUCGUGGUUUGACAUCGGUAUUUACGUCUUCAAAGCUGAAGGCAAUGCAAGGCCUCUUCGACCAAAAAGCAAAUGAUUUAAUACAAAGAAUAAAAAGCACUAAAGAUACAAGCAAACUGGAAAUAAGGUCCUUGUUGACAGAUUACACAACAGAUGUGGUUGCAACCGCUUCGUUUGGUGUGGAAACUACCGCUACCCUCACAGGAGAAGACCCUAUCAGAACUGUGUCCAAGACCCUAAUGACCUUCGACUGGUACAAAGGAUUAUGUUGGAGUACUGUAUUUUUUUUUCCGAAAUUGGCGGAAUGGUUUAGAUUUCCCAUAUUUCCUGUAUCAUCGACACAGUUCUUUAAGAAAGUAUUUGAAACUGUUUCAAAGCAAAGAAGAGACAAUGGAAUAAAGGACAUAAAAGAUUUACUUGACGCUUUACUUAAGCUUAAGGACGAUGAUAUAGAAAAUCAACAAGGGAUCACUGAUGCUGAUAUUUGGGCCCAGGCUGUGAUAUUUCUAUUUGCAGGUUUUGAAACAUCAAGUUCUGUUUUGACUUUCAUGCUGUAUGAAUUAACAUUCCGCCCAGACCUACAGGAGAAAAUGUAUGAAGAGCUAAUAGAAGCGAAGAAUAGUCAAAACGGUUCCUUGGACCUUACUAUACAAGCUGAAUUGAAGUAUUUAAACGGUGUUUUUAAAGAAGCGUUACGCAUGUAUCCUCCCAUGGGUUGGCUUGACAGAGAGACAUUACAUGACUACAAGGUUGACGAGAACCUUACCAUACCCGCGGGAACGCCGAUUUAUGUCAACGGAAUUGGAAUGCAGUACGACAGCGACAUUUAUCCGGACCCUGAGACCUUUAACCCCGAAAGGUUUUUUCCCGAGAAUGAGAAAAACCUGAAGCCAUUCACUUUUAUGCCAUUUGGAGAGGGGCCAAGAAGCUGUAUAGCCAAGAGGUUCGGUCAGAUAUCAGUGAGAAACGCUAUGUCAUACUUAGUACUAAAUUUCAAGUUUAAACCACUGCCGGGAGCACCGAAGCCUUCAGAAGUGAAAUAUGAAACUAGACAUCUCUUUAUGGUACCUGGAGAGAGACUUUUUAUCGAUUUUGAACCAAGAAAUGUAUCUUUCGGUUUAUAA